AUGCAAAUUCACGUGCUCACAGAAGAUAGCCCAGAUGUACAAAUAACAACUGUUAGACGGAGAGGAGGGAUCGUAGAUGAAAAGACUUUGGAUUUUAUUUCAAAACAAAUUCCACAGAAAUCAGCUUCUCUAUCAAUAAAAAUUGAGACACUUCCCAGCGAGCUCAGCUUAAUUCUCCCUAAUGAAAAUCUAUUAAUUCUAAAAAAGAAGCAAACGCUGAUAUCAGGAUUAUCAGCUUUAUUAUCACUGAUUAUAAUCAUUUUUAGCUAUUUAGCAGCUGAAGAAUACUAUUUGCAAGACUACACAUUAAGCCCAUUCAUUACUUCUUGCCGAUUUAUAAUUAUGGCAUCGUCCCUCACACAGGAUGCUUUGAUUUUUUUUUAUUAUUCAAAUCACCUGAGAAUUAAAAAGGCAUAUAAAGAGAUAUCUGAACAUACCACACUUUUUGAAGAUCCUUACAUCAAAAAGCAAAUUAUUUUUGAGAUAUUUGUAUCAAUGAGCUACUUGCUUGAGUACAUGGGUUGCCUUUCCGAAAAUCCAUAAAAAAUGGAUUUUCUGGUCGGCUAUCGGCAAAAAGGAAAAACACGUAGCCUGGGACGUAGCGCCCAAUUUUACGCUAGGGAGUUGCCCAAUAGGUCCUAACGGACUUGGCUGAGCUUCCCCUUUCCGACUUCCGUGCCUCCCUUCCCCACGAGGAAAACCAUCCCUGAAAUUAGACUUGGGCUAGGCUCUGUACACAACCAGAAUUGCUUACCUGGCAUUGCUGUCCAUUUCUGAAAUGCAAAACCCUGCCGGAUAUAAUUAAAAUAUGGCGUCUUCGUCUGGGCAUGGCCUCCCGGCCAUGCAGCCUCGACUCAUAUUUUAAUUAUGAGAUAUUUGUAUCAAUGCCCUUUUAUACCGCCUUUUGCUGAGUGGCAUGGCAAAUUUUAUCAGUUAAAUACUUAUGCAAAACUUUCGCUUGAUGACUUUUUUUUAGUUUUUUCGUUUUUGAGAUUCACUCAUGUGGUAAAAUUUAUGUAUGAGUUUUCUAUUAAUAGUAACCCUAAAACGAAAUUUUAUUGCUCUUUGCAAAAUACUAAAUCAUCAAUCAGCUUUACUUUAAAAUGAAUUAUGAGGACGGCGAAAUUUUUAUCCAUUUUUGUUGUGUCUGCAGGUGUAACUCUUUUAUGUGGGAUGCUUCUUACUCGAUCAUAAAUGGCAUUUUUAAUAAAAGCGUUACGGCAGUUUUUUUAAAAUAAAUUUGUAAUAAAUUUAGUACUUCUUUUUUGUGCCAAAGCAAGAAAAUAUUUAUAAAUAAUUAUAGAAAAUAAAAUAAUUCUAUAGACCCCAUAUUAUUAUUUUGUAUUAAACAAAAAAGAGUUAGGACAUUUGAAAAAGGAAUCCCUGAUACGAAAUUUUCUUAUUUUUGAAACUCUUUUUGAAAUAUUUCUAUUACAGAAGCUACAGUUGGCUAUGGAGAAUAUGUUCCACUAUCACAUCUUGGUAGAAUAAUAUGCGUUUCAAGUGCAAUUUAUGGAAUGUUUAUGUAUUCCUUGAUAAUUAUCAAUGUAAAUGAGAAAGUCAAACUCAGUGAUAAAGAACUUUUAUUGUACAAAAGAAUGAAAUAUAAACAUAAAAUAGCAAGAUUUUUAGCUCCUAUCUCUGCAAGAUUAAUACAAAAAUGGUGAAGGCUUGAUGCUUUAAGGAAAAAGGGAGUUCCCAGACUUAAGGAAGCCAUUGGCUUCCAUGUGGAAUUGAAAAGGUUUCGGUAUGAAAAAACAUUGUGGCACAGCAAAAUUUCUUCUUCCCUAGAAGAACAGAUCAGAGAUGUAGUCAAAAUUUCAAGCACAAAACUAAUCGCAAUAACAAAAUACUUAGAAGGAACUAAUAGCUUUCAGCAAAUUGGAGGACGUUUUGUUUCAAACGAAUAUUCAACGCUGAAUAAGCUGCUUUCUUUCAAAACCAAGCUUGAAAAACUAACAAACAAAGAGCCAACCGCCAAUAAAAAUCGCAUUGUCGCAAUUUCUCGAUACAGAAAAUCUUCCACAGCAAAUGCUAGUGGUGAUGCCACUCCUAGGCGUCAUAUGAAAAUGCUUGGGGAGCUAGCAGUAAAGAAAAUGAUUCAAUCGAGAAUUGACUCGCAUGGGUCUUUUUCAAAUAUAAGCAAUGUUUCAAAUCGGUCGUCGAGACGAAGCUCCAAUGUCUCUAUAAAUCAGUCUUCACGAAGCUCAAUUUCUCGUGAAAGUGAAGGGAUGGGAGAAUCUGUGUAG
This is a messenger RNA of Blepharisma stoltei, 2249 nucleotides long. Lineage: Eukaryota; Ciliophora; Heterotrichea; Heterotrichida; Blepharismidae. The record is from the annotation of a GenBank genome assembly.